Epithele typhae is the source of this 1515-nucleotide messenger RNA. RefSeq lists its product as uncharacterized. The coding region runs from base 1 to 1515 and encodes 504 amino acids. The transcript has 7 exons. The record is from RefSeq and is a predicted model, not a curated record. Lineage: Eukaryota; Fungi; Basidiomycota; Agaricomycetes; Polyporales; Epitheliaceae.
AUGGCAGCUACACGUCCCAAACCCCGUGCCCGUGCUGCUGAUAUCGGCCAGAGUCAUUCUGGCUCCCCAGAACCACCUCCCACUCCAACUACACAAGAAGAACGUGGCCACCGGACUCGUACAAGCCGAAGGAACAAUAUUGGUGACAACCAGCCUGAUGAGAAUAAUGGAUUAUUGAGCGGCCUGCGACCAAACCAGGCAGUCAUUCCACAUCCUAACGCACCACCUGCCGCUGAAGAAGGUUCAGAAGAGAUGACCCACGAAGAUGUGGCAAGGGAGCGCGGGGAUGACGAUGGUGAUGAAGACUACAAUGUAGGGAAGUCCACAACUCGUGCGGCACAGGAGCCCGUCAUGGAUCUCGCUUCAACCUCACGGUUUACCAGCCUCGAACGUGUUGGAGGCCAUCACGCUGUUCCAAUCCCACCGAGUUCAACAGCCUCUACUACAUCUACACCUAGUGGAACCCCCACCGUAUCGCUUCCAGCAGAUGUUGCAAGCGUUAUCCAACUGUUGAGCUCCCCGGCAUUGCUUCAAAAGCUGACACAGACAUCGGAGGCGCCUUUCAAUCCGUCUUUCAUGCCUCAGGUCUCCUGGACGUCCAGUUUGCCUUCAACCUCUCUCCCCUCUUCCGUUCAGCAACAAUCUCGUGUUUCCACACCUACCCCUGGCACGGCUUCAAAACGAACAGUCCCAGAUGACACAAUAGCGCUUUCAAAAGACGAGCUCUCACGGAUCAAGAAAACAAAGCACAACGCAUCAAGGGCUCGGCUCUGGCAUUACAACGAUGACGCAAUUCGUGGAGGAAUACUGCGACAUGCAUCCGAGACGCUCCUAAUCUACUUCGCCUCCUGCUGCCCUUUCCCGACUGACACAGAGCGCGAGGUCGCCACAAAUAACGCUGUGAAGAACGCCGUGCGCACUAUGCAACGUGAGGGCGAGGGCGACAACACCUCAUCGGCCGAACUUCCACCAUUCCAGCUUACCAAGAAGGAAUCCUCUAUGCUUGAGGGUCUCGACUCCGCUGUUCGAAGCCGUGCCAAGCAGGCUGCUACCACGGUUGUUCGUGAGCUGUAUGGGUUUGUCAAUCUACUCGUCGUGCACCUCUCCUACUCCGUCUACAUGGUCUUCGCGCGCCAGAGAGCCUCGGCGCCCAGCCAGGUCAUGGUGCGCUCUGGCACGAAGGGGGCCAUGGGCGUCCGCACGGUCCCACCGUGCAGCGUGCUCGUGCUCGUGCUCGCGCUCGGGUUCGCAGAGACAGGGACUGUCAUGAUCACGGUGCUCGCGACGAUGCGCGCGCAGCCCUUGGAGCGCGCGGGGGUGCUCGCGGUCGUACGCAGGAGGCGGCAGAGCGCGGCCUUGUCGCGGAGCGUGAGCGUGGCGGCGGGCGACGCGGAUCCGCCGGAGGAGGGCGCGGAGGUCGCUGAGCACCGGGAGGGCGACAAGGAGGCAGAGCGCACCGCCGAACUGGGGGGCAGCUCAGCUGGAGGCGCGAGCGGGGAGCGGGAGGCUGGAUGA